Molecule: messenger RNA, 2852 nt
Organism: Nematostella vectensis (starlet sea anemone)
Lineage: Eukaryota; Metazoa; Cnidaria; Anthozoa; Actiniaria; Edwardsiidae
Exons: 3
Coding region: 97-2793 (898 amino acids)
Cellular component (GO): membrane
Source: RefSeq, a predicted model, not a curated record
AACCACGAGACAAGCCACAACGCACAAUUAACCCUUUCACGACUCCAAGACCUGACCAGCCUGAAGUUUCUCCCCACUAUACACACCCCAAGCAAAAUGAACAGGUCAGCGCAACGCGCUACAAUGGAGGGAAAUGAAGUCAUCACUGAUAUUCUAAGUGAAAAAGAGAUCAAAGUGAUAUUGAAACUCCGUGAUCUGUGUGAAGGGCUAGACGCAGUUGAUGCCGUGAGGGAGGCGUCGUGUGGAGAAGGAUCCAGGUGGAUCUCUGUGACACGCAAUGAGAUCGAAAUUCUAUACAAGGUGAUCGCCGCGUUUAGACGCAUUUGUCCACACAAAGGAGAGUAUGACUUGGAGAAUGAAGCCGAUGAAUGGGAAGAUGAGAAUUCUUACUCCGUCUCCGCGACUUUUGAAGAAAGCUAUAUAGAGUCGGUCAGCCCGGGUCGGUUCAUCGUGGAGAUCAGUGAGAGUGAAAGGGAGAUCAUAAGUAAUGUUAGCAAUAAGAUAGAGAGGGAGAGAAUUCAUAGGGAUGCAAACGAUGACGAGGAUGUAGAACAAGGAAGAUUUGUCAUGACUUCGAUGCUAUCACGAAUACGUGGUUAUUUACUAGAAAAACGCAAAACUGGGUGGAUUAGUGGGACUAACAUGGACCCAACGACAUUGACUUUGCUAAGCCAUACGCCACGGGACGUCACACAACCUGUAAGGCUACUCAAGAAGACACGUACUGAUGACAAAAGUGGCCCAUCUAAUGUUACACUACUUAGUCAGUCACGGCAUGAGGACAAUGAAAGUGUCCCCUCUAGUGUCACGCUACUCAACCAGUCACGCAAUGAGUGCGGAGAAAUUGAACCAUCUAAUGUCACGCUACUCAACCAGUCACGCAAUGAGGGCGGAGAAAUUGACCCAUCUAAUGUCACGCUACUCAACCAGACACUCGAUGAGGGAAAUGAAAGACACCCCUCUGAUGUCACGCUACUCAACCGAUCACGCGGUGACGACAAUGAAAGUGACCCAUCUAAUGUCACGCUACUCAACCAUUCACGCGAUGAGGGCGGAGAAAGUGACCCUUCUAAUGUCAGGCUACUCGACAAGUCACCCUUGGAUAAUAACAAUGAAAAUAAAAAGGGUAGACCAUUGUUAGGCAAUGACGCGGCAAGGUCGUCAGAUUUCAUGAAAGCAAGAGAGACGCUAGAGCCCCAGACGUCAUGCAUUACCGGGAACUCUUUUGAUUCUCUUGACUCCCUUGACAGUGUCACGCACUUUUCUAUCGAGGUAAAUUCUACCAAAGGUAAUGGUGUCACGCAAGGAUGUGUAAGUCAAAGUGGUGUCACACAAUCUAAGUUCGCGCAAGGUAGUGUCACACAAGCAAGUGAUACGCUGUCACGCACUAAUAACAAUGAAUACAAUCUAAAAAGCGCCAUCGACUCUGGAAGCGUCUCGCUUCUUCCCCACAGUGACCUCAUGGCCGAUGUACACACCGACAGGGAUAGUUUACACAGAAGAAAUGGCACAAUCCCUCGAGAGCGAUUCCGUCGGGCUAUCAAAGCUGUCAUGAAUGAAAACAGGAAGAAGAGACACGAGGUCGAGUUCUGGAAGAGCCGCGGAGAUGCCAGUUACACCGAGAUAGUUAUGAUCCUCCUUGCAGUCGCGUUUUUUGGCGUAGACUUGGCAUCGGACAUUAAAGUGACCGCUGAUCAUUUCAUUGCGGGCGACUACGCUUACGGAGUGCUGACGAUCCUGCUACUCUUAGUGUCAGCGGUUAUCGUCAACGUAAUGUCAGUGCUUUGCUACAAGGACGACGAGGAAGAGGUCAAUGGGCGUCGACCGGAGAGUGGUUGGUGUGUUGUCAUGGUAACGCAUUCGUUGUUGCUAGGAUUACUUGAGAGGUACUGGCGAAUCUUGGUGAAAGCUUACCGCAUCAAAACGCGCCAACUGUACAGCGUGAUGCAUUUCCAAGAACACAUUUCCAUGAACCUGGACGUGACGUUCUUGUACGUGAUUAUGGCUUUUACAGAAGACGCCCCGCAGCUCACGUUACAGCUCUACAUCCUCUUUCGCCGCUACAUACAACGCACGGUACCAGAGACGAGCCUGCGGGACAUCUGGACAGCGGUCUCUAUCUUCCUCUCUUUCAUCUCGUACUCACGUGUUGUUGUAGAUUACGUGAAAUGCCUUCGCGAUUCCAAGAAACGUCGCGGUCGCCUGCACUGGCACAUGUACUGCAUGAUGUGGCUGUGGCGCUCACUCUUGUUCACAUCUCGGGUUUUAGUUCUUGUAUUUUUCGCGGCGAAGUUCCCGUAUUGGCUAUUUCUCUUUUUGUCGCUGCACAGCGCAUUGGUGCUCGCCUUCAUCAGUAAACAUAAACUUGGCUUGUUCCCGAGGCAACCUUGGAAACAAAGAUUCACUAGACUUGUUAUCGCCCUCAUUCACACGUUUUGUAUAUUCUUUGUGGAGGCCGAAAGGCUCUGGUAUUGGGCAACAGUGUACUAUACUUUGGAAUUUGUGGAAGCUAUUGUACUCACAGCACUGUGGUUCACGCAGCCGACUACGUUGGUCUCUGUGGGGUUUGAGGUCACUGCCGUUCUGACUAUCGCAUUGUGCUAUGCUCUAGGGCUCGUAAUUAUGGUCGUGUACUACAAAUGUCUUCAUCCGGAUCUUGCUCGAGUUUCGUCUAGUAAAAAGACUCAUUAUUUCUAUAGGAAGAAGAGAGACAGGCAGAGGAACAUGGAGGCUGGAAACCCUGAAGUCAAAGAGCGAAAGAGAAAGAGGAGUGAGGUAUGGGGAUUUGACUGAGACACCUUGGGAAGAUUGACUUUCCAAUUUUUUCACUCGAAAACAAAUCCAUAUGAAAA